UCGGUGUUGUCUUCUGGGUCUAGGCCAUUGUUAUCAGUUGUCGAUGUAAAAUGGCUGUCGUUGAGAUUAGAGACGUACAAUUAAUCGACUAAGAACGGAGAAGUAUUCAUACUACACUGUCAAAGCGUCGGAGUGGUAUAGUUUAUCAUAUAAUUAAAAGGAGCAGUGGUGUGGAGAAGCAACCAUGGACACCACUACAUCCAUAAAGAUGACCACUCUGGCCAUCCAGAACCUCUUCAGCUACGUGGAAGAGGAGAACCUGGCCGCGGUCAAAGCCCACCUGGAGAAGUUCAAGGAGGUGGAUGGGAGGAGCGAUAAUGGGCAGACACCGCUGAUGCUCGCCUCGGAGCAGGGCAGUCUGGAGAUCGUGCAGGAGCUCAUCAGGAGGGGCGCUAACGUUAACCUGGACGAUGUGGAUUGCUGGACGGCUCUUAUCUCGGCUUCCAAAGAGGGUCACCUGGAGGUCGUGAAGGAACUGCUGGAGAACAGUGCCUACAUAGAGCACAGAGACAUGGGAGGCUGGACAGCCCUCAUGUGGGCAGCGUACAAGGGCCGCGUGGAGGUGGCCACCGUUCUGCUUGAGAAUGCGGCCAAUCCCAACACCACAGGACAGCAAUACAGCGUAUACCCCAUCAUCUGGGCAGCCGGGCGAGGCCACUCAGAGAUCGUUAGCCUCCUGCUUCAGCACGGAGCCAAAGUCAACUGCUCUGACAAGUAUGGCACCACUCCUUUGAUCUGGGCGGCCAGGAAGGGCCACUUCGACUGCGUGAUGCACCUGCUGGAGAACGGCGCCGACGUGGACCAGGAGGGGGCGAACUCCAUGACGGCCCUGAUCGUGGCGGUGAAGGGGGGCUUCACCGAGGUGGUGAAGGAGCUGCUGAAGAGGAACCCCAACGUCAACAUGACCGACAAGGACGGCAACACGGCCCUCAUGAUCGCCGCCAAGGAGGGCCACACCGAGAUCGUGCAGGACCUGCUGGACGCCGGCACCUACGUCAACAUCCCCGACAGGAGCGGGGACACGGUGCUCAUUGGAGCGGUGCGGGGAGGACAUGUCGAGAUCGUGCGCGCCCUGCUGCACAAAUACGCCGAUAUCGACAUCAGGGGACAGGACAAUAAGACUGCGCUGUACUGGGCUGUGGAGAAGGGCAAUGCUACCAUGGUGAGGGACAUUCUGCAGUGCAACCCAGAUACAGAGACCUGCACCAAGGACGGAGAGUCUCCCCUUAUCAAGGCGACCAAGAUGAGGAACAUUGACAUUGUGGAGCUGCUCCUGGAUAAAGGGGCUAAGGUGUCUGCUGUAGACAAGAAAGGGGACACGCCGCUCCACAUUGCCAUUCGCGGGCGGAGCCGCAAGCUGGCCGAGCUCCUCCUGAGAAACCCUAAAGACGGGCGGCUCCUUUACCGGCCCAACAAGGCCGGGGAGACGCCCUACAACAUCGACUGCAGCCACCAGAAGAGCAUCCUCACACAGAUCUUUGGAGCAAGGCACCUGUCCCCCACGGAGUCGGACGGGGACAUGCUGGGGUAUGACCUGUACAGCAGUGCGCUGGCAGACAUUUUGAGUGAGCCCACCAUGCAGCCGCCCAUCUGCGUGGGCCUGUACGCCCAGUGGGGCAGCGGCAAGUCCUUCCUGCUCAAGAAACUGGAGGACGAGAUGAAGACGUUCGCGGGGCAGCAGGUGGAGCCUCUGUUCCAGUUCUCCUGGCUGGUGGUGUUCCUGUCUCUGCUGCUGUGUGGCUCUGUGGCCCUGGUGCUGGGCUUCACCGUGGACCCCAAGCUGGCCAUCGCCGUGUCCCUCAGCCUGCUGGCCCUGCUCUACGUCUUCUUCGUGGUGGUGUACUUUGGCAGUCGGCGGGAGGGAGAGAGCUGGAACUGGGCUUGGGUCCUGAGUACUCGCCUGGCUCGUCACAUUGGGUACCUCGAGCUGCUGCUCAAACUGAUGUUUGUCAACCCGCCGGAGCUUCCAGAGCAGACCACCCGGGCCCUGCCUGUCAGGUUCCUGUUCACGGAUUAUAACCGCCUCUCCAGCGUGGGGGGGGAGACCUCCAUGGCGGAGAUGAUCGCCACGCUGUCGGACGCUUGCGAACGAGAGUUCGGCUUCAUGGCCACCAGGCUUUUCCGCGUCUUCAAGACAGAGGACACUCAAGGGAAGAAGAAGUGGAAGAAGACUUGCUGCGUUCCGUCAUUCGUCAUCUUCGUCUUCAUCCUGGGCUGCCUGAUCACGGGGAUGACUCUGCUGGCCGUGUUCAAGGUGGACGGGCAGAACCGCACGGUGAACGCCGUGCUCAUCGCCAUGGCGAGCGUGGUUGGCCUGGCCCUGCUGCUCAACUGCCGCACCUGGUGGCAGGUGCUGGACUCGGUGCUCAACUCUCAGAGGAAGAGACUGCACAGCGCCGCCAACAAGAUGCACAAGCUCAAGAGCGAGGGCUUCAUGAAGGUGCUGAAGUGCGAGGUGGAACUGAUGGCCAAGAUGGCUAAGACCAUAGACGGUUUCACCCAGAACCAGACCCGCUUAGCGGUCAUCAUUGAUGGUUUGGACUCGUGCGAGCAGGACAAAGUCCUACAGAUGCUGGACACGGUGAGGGUGCUGUUCUCCAAGGGCCCCUUCAUCUCCAUCUUCGCCAGCGACCCCCACAUCAUCAUCAAGGCCAUCAACCAGAACCUGAACAGCGUGCUGCGCGACUCCAACAUCAACGGGCACGACUACAUGCGCAACAUCGUGCACCUGCCCGUCUUCCUCAACAGCCGAGGCCUCAGCAGCGCCAGGAAGAUGUGCGCGCCCGCCCCCGCCCCCGCCAAUGGAGACGUCGGCAACUCCGAGGGGUGGCAUGAAGACCUGGACAGGAAGCUUUCCCAGCACAGCCUGGGCGAGCUCACCAAGGUCGGCAGCAAAACCACGCUCACCCGAAGGGACACCUACCGCCGCAGGCAGAUGCAGCGGACGGUCACGCGUCAGAUGUCGUUCGACCUGACCAAGCUGCUGGUCACCGAAGACUGGUUCAGUGACAUCAGUCCCCAGACCAUGAGGAGGCUGCUCAACAUCGUGUCCGUCACAGGCCGGCUUCUGAGAGCCAAUCAGAUCUCCUUUAACUGGGACCGCCUGGCGUCCUGGAUCAACCUGACGGAGCAGUGGCCCUACAGGACGUCCUGGCUCAUCCUCUUCCUGGAGGAGACGGACGGAAUCCCCGACCAGGCCACGCUCAAAUCCAUAUACGAGAGGAUCUCGAAGAACAUCCCCACCACCAAAGACGUGGAGCCCCUGCUGGAGAUCGACGGGGACGUCCGCAGCUUUGAAGUCUUCCUCUCCUCCCGGACCCCCAUCCUGGGAGCACGCGACAUCAAGACUUUCCUGCCCUGCACCGUCAACCUGGACCCCAAACUCCGGGAGAUCAUCUCAGAUGUGCGUGCGGCCAGAGAGCAGGUGACCAUUGGAGGUCCCUAUCCCACGCUGCCCCUGCAGGAAGCCCCGCCCCGUGCCCCCUCCGUCUUCAGCCAGCACUCGUCGGCCUGCUCCCCCACCGCCUCCUUCACCGGCCCCUUCAACCCCCCCGGCGUGGUGUCCCCCCAGCCGCACAGCAGCUAUUACAGCGGCAUGACCGGCCCCCAGCACCCCUUCUACAACAGGCCAUAUUUCCCUCAUCAUGUUUAUCAGCUGCCAAGGCAGUACAUUGGCAGCACCCAUCAUUUCCUGCCACGCCCACCCAUUAAAACUGCGUUUCCCAGGGAUCCAAGCAAUGGACUUCAGUUUAAGUUUCAGUAUCUCAAACCGAAACAGGGUUCUGCCUCCAUCGUGUCCGGCGGCACCGUGACCCUGCUGAGCUCCAUGAACACCGAUGCCGUGUGCGACCGGGUCAAGCAGAUCGACGGCAUCGACCAGAGCAUGCUGACGCAGUACACCGCCACCAUCAAGAAAGCUAACGUGAAUGGAAGGGUCCUCUCCCAGUGCAACCUGGAUGAGCUCAAGAAGGAAAUGAGCAUGAAUUUCGGGGACUGGCAGCUGUUCCGAGGAGCGGUGAUGGAGCUGCGUCACGUGGAGGCCCAGGUGAUGCACGAGGGGGCCGGCAGCGAACAGGGCAGCAGCGUCGCCGGUCACAUGGACCCGGCACGGCGAUCCGGGCCUCCGCACCACGAGAAUCCCGACGCCUCGCCCAUGUAUAGCUUCAACCUGAGCUUCGAGGAGCUGAGCAACGUGGGCCUGGAGGAACCUCCGCGGCACAGCGCCAACCCCCCCUGGACAGCCACGACACACAGGACUCCCAGCAUGUCCAGCCUGAACUCCCAGGAGUCGUCCAACGACAUCUGCAAGCUGACGGACAAGCAGCAGGCCGAGUACCGCAACGCGUACCAGGAGUACAUCGCCCAGAUGUCCGGAAUGGAGGCGUCGGGCAGCGUGGGGGAGAAGCCGGUGCAGCCGCACCCGGGCCAGUUCAUGCACUCCUCCUCCGACGACAAGGGGAAGGAUGGAGCAGAGGCGGACGGGCGUAAGCCCUACUCCAAGAGAGCGGGCGUCAAGGCCCCGGAGCCGGCCGACUUCGCCUCUCCCCCCGCCUCGGCCGCCGACGCCCCGCCGCUCGACCCCAUCACCGAGGAGGACGAGAAGCCCGACCACGCAUCCUCCAAGGCCGCCCCGGGCCGCAAGUCGUCCGGGGAGAGGGCGGGCCUCUUCCAGGGAGCGGACCUCAAGCUGAAGGGCGCCGGCCUGCGCUACCAGAAGCUGACCAGCGACGACGACGAGUCUGAAGAGUCGGACAACGCCCCGCUCCUCGGCGACGGGAAGAAGCCGGACCCCAACUCCGGGGACGCCGCCCGACCCCUGGCCAAGGGGAAGGAGUACCUCUCGGACGCCAUGCUGGACAAGAAGGACUCGUCGGAUUCGGGCGUGAGGUCCAGCGAGAGCUCGCCCAACCAUUCCCUGCAGGACGAGGAGGCCGACCUGUCCCAGCUGGAACGGGCCAACCUGAUCGAGCUGGACGAGGAGAGCCUGGCCCGCAAGAGGGGCAUCAGCCUUCCCCACAGCCUGAGCGGCCUCCAGGACCCCACCGUGGCCCGCAUGUCCAUCUGCUCCGAGGACCAGUGCAGCCUCCUGGCCAGCAGCCCGGAGGAGAGCUGGCCCUCCUCCAAGACCUUCAACCUGAACCGGACGGCCAGCAACACCACCCUCAACAACAACUCCAACGCCCAGCAGGGCAACCAGCGAGGGCCCCCCGGCGAGGGCUCCACCACCGCCCCCGAGGUGAUCGUGGCCCCCUCCACCGGCACCGCCAACUCCACCGCGCCCGCCGUCGACAACGUGCGGGUGGUGCACCUGAAGAGGAGCAUGAACCCUGGGGAGGCACCCGAGAUCCACGUCGUCUCCACCUCCGACACGGUCACCUUCGGAGAGGAGCGGGAGAGCAUCCUGUGAACACCCGGGUCUCCCCCUGGUCUAGGUCCGGGUGGUCGAUGAAUCAACGGUGCAUGCGUAGUAAAAUCGAUAGGUAGUUGGACGUAAAAAAAUAAAACCUAAAAAACCUUGCAUGUUUUUGGGUCUAUACUUGUAAGGUAGUAUGUCAAAGUGCAGUGCAGUAUUAAUUCUUAAGUGCAGGUUUAAGAAUAGGUUUUUUGUUUAUUGGGGAAGUAGUGCAUGUUUGUAGCUUGUAUUAUUAGCUGGAAAAAAACAGCUAUGCCAAGCAUGUUCAUGCUUAAACUAAACCGAUUAACUCCUGCAUGAGAGAAACGUAUUUUGAAAAGCACUUCGUGUUAGACCUAUUUAUGGUUGCUAAUGUCAUUGAGAUGUGUCUGCAGAGAUCUGUAUUGGGCUUGUGAAGUGGUAGUUAAGAGAAAAUUGUGGACUUUCUCAUGUAAAAUGGCUUAGUGUGGUGUUAAAGAGUAAAUACAUACUUCAAAUUGCAUGUCCAGUGUGGCUCAUACAGUUUUGCAACGUUUUUAUGUUUAGUGAUUUAGAUUAAUUGGCAAAAUGUAGAGUGCUUUAGCAAUGUUUAAAAUGUGCUUAAUUUGACGCCUUAAAAGGGUAAACUGGUGUUUUCCCAUGCCAAAAGUGUAAGGUGUAACUUAGCUGUGGGCUUCUUGUUGGUUUAAACGUUCAUAUAUUUGUGACCUCCAAAAUGCACGGUCAGGCGUAACUUUAGUGGAACCUGCAUGCUGCUGUGUAUUUUACGUUGUAAUAAAACUGUAAAUCCUUGCAUUUGCGUAAAAUGUUCGUUUUUUUUUUUCCAUGCAACAUACUGCGGCUACCUGUGGUUUACUCUUGUGCUGGACGUAGCCUACCACUAACACGAAUGUACUGUUCUUAAAAUUUCCGAUGGACAUUGUGAUGUUGUUGUGCUUAAGAAGUGAAAAAUAAAUGUCAGUGUUAAACUAA
Messenger RNA from Conger conger (European conger), 6364 nucleotides. It is a transcript of the gene kidins220b, whose product is annotated as kinase D-interacting substrate 220b. NCBI's taxonomy places the organism in Eukaryota, Metazoa, Chordata, Actinopteri, Anguilliformes, Congridae. The coding region runs from base 185 to 5407 and encodes 1740 amino acids. The transcript has 30 exons. Gene Ontology annotation, molecular function: protein binding. The record is from RefSeq and is a predicted model, not a curated record.